GUCCUUUUGUUUUUUGUUAUUGUGAUCUCAAAUAAAAUUUUAACCUCUACUGUAAUAGAGGCAUAUAUCGUUUUUAUUGCUAUGGAAGAAAUAGAAGUUGAUAUCGAGUCGGAAGAAGUAAACCAAAAUGUAGAAGAAAAUAGGACUGAGUCUGCAGAGCUAAAAGUUACAUCCAACAAAGACAAAGAAAGUCCUCAAAAACACAAAUUUCUGCGAUUACCUUUAGCUCGAGUAAAAACCAUAAUGAAAAAAGACACAGACUGUGCUUUACUUAGUCAGGAUGCAGUUUUUCUUGUUACGAAAGCAACUGAAAUGUUCAUUGAAUAUUUUGCAAGUGAGACAGGAAAACAACUUGCAAUAAUGGGUAAACGCAAGACUGUAAUGAGAAAAGAUGUCGACACUGUAAUUCAUAGUACUCCCCAGCUAUGUUUUUUGGAUGGAGCUCUUGAUUAAUAUGAUGAAUUAGUUAUUUCUUGUUGAUAUUUGUUUAGGAAAUUGAUGUAAAAUAAAAGUCGGUAUAUUUUUUGUAUAACACACAUGAUUGUUAAUAAAUAAAUCUAGUCUAGUGAUA
Messenger RNA from Anoplophora glabripennis (Asian longhorned beetle), 571 nucleotides. RefSeq names its product DNA polymerase epsilon subunit 4 (gene PolE4). Bases 82 to 453 code for a protein of 123 amino acids. Gene Ontology annotation, molecular function: protein heterodimerization activity. Lineage: Eukaryota; Metazoa; Arthropoda; Insecta; Coleoptera; Cerambycidae. The record is from RefSeq and is a predicted model, not a curated record. The transcript has 2 exons. Gene Ontology annotation, cellular component: nucleus; epsilon DNA polymerase complex.